AGAACAGAUGAGAUCAUAUCAGGGGGACAUUUUCUUUUGCUCUUUCAGAAAAUCCCGGUUUCUGUUAAGACUGAAAUCUUUUAACUAACGUAUAACCGAAGGGCGGAGCCAUUAUCCUGAUAUGUUAAGUUGGUUAUCAGCUUCAAAUGACGCUUGCUUAUGAAGUUCUCAACUGCAUUACGUUUCCUCCACCUUUUCGUCACAUUGGCAUGGCUCGGAACAAACAGGAGCGCAGGUCUUCACAAACACCAUGUAAAGCGACUACUAAACCAAGUUGUAGUUAAUAUUAAAGGACAACGAAGCAACCUUGUCAUCGAAAACGACGUGGAUAAUUUAAUUCAUGGAACUAAACAGGAAAAAGGUCCCAAAGUCGACAGAGUGCAGAGUUGGAAGACCAACCAAAACAAACGCCACCUGCUGACAAACAAUGCCGGUAAUAAAAUACCUUGCCAAGGACAGUUGUGCUUACAGAACACGACAGAUGUUUCUCAUGCCUUCACUAUUAAAAGUAAUUUGGGUAAAAAGCUUAGUCGCCAUCGCAGAAGAGAGUCAGCUUUCUUGACCAAAGCACUUGACAUGUUGGAUCAUGCAAAGCCACGCGAAUCAUGGAACUUUGCUACUCGCGCAACGGCCAAUAAGCCAUUUAAGCCAAUAAGUUCUGUUACAGACACAAGUAAAGGAAGUAUCAAAAAUGCUACACUUGUUAACAAGCCUCUCAAAACCCAAUCAGGAGAGAAAAGACAACAGUGGUCGGACACAAAUGGUGAUAUGAGACCUCGGUUCUUUUUCAAUAGUGCACCAGCAGAAUAUGUAGAACAGAAACCACCGUCUUUGCACAGAACUGAACACGCAUCAAUUCAUUUAGGAUCGCCUCAAACGUCCAGAGGGGGACCUCAUGUCCCUGGACCUUUCCACAGGAUGGCGAAAUUGUCCCAAAGAGCCAAUAAUCGCUUUCAUAUGACGAGGCAUCCGGACCAUCUCUCUCCAUUUCCUGUUACUCUCGUCGGCAAUCCACUAACACACCACGUUUCCGCACCGCCACAUUUCAAUCAUCAUACACGUCCGCAUCAUUUUGGUCCACCUCCCUAUGCUAUUCAUAUCAAUGCACCACCUAGAAUAGAGCCGCCACCCUCACCUCUACCUGAUUCUCCUUCCAUUCCUCCAGAUAUUUUUACUGAGCCAAUGCAGUCCUUAAAUUCUCCACUAGGAAUCGAAAAUCGGCCUCCCGAUGUCCCCGUAAUGCCACCUCCUAACAUUCCUUUUCAGACACCCCCUCCAAUGAAUGUACCGGAUGGAGUAGAAACAAUUCCUCCAGGCGUUCAAGUUAUGCCGCCUGAAGGAAUGCCAAUACAAUCCCCUCCUCCUAACAUGGAAGGGAUCGCUCCACCGGAAGACUUAACACCCAUUGUACCCCCACACCCUCCCCUAGGAAUAGAACCAUCACUUUCACCUCCCCACAUCCACACGAUGCCUCCCCCAUAUCAUCCAAUGAAUGCGCCAAUCGGAGCAGAAAAUGACUUCCACAUGAUGUCACCUGAAGGAAUGCCCGUGUCUCCACCUAUUAAUCUGCAGGGGAUGCCUCCGCCUGGGGCAUUUAUGUCACCCCAACAUGAAGUUCAGCGAGUCCCGUUUCCUGUACCAGUUCCAUUCCCACCUAAAGUGCAACAUGUACCAUAUCCCGUUCCAGUACCAGGUCCACCAUCUAUUCAGCCUGUAAUGGUUCCAGUGAGAGUACCGUCGCCACCUAAGAUCCAGCAGGUGGCUGUCCCAGUGGAGUCUCCUCCAAAGAUUCACAAUGUUCCUGUUCCCGUCCCAGUGGCCGUUCCAUCGCCCCCACAAGUUAAACAUGUCCCCUAUCCAGUCGCCUACCCCGUCAAGGAACCAGGAGAAAUUCAAAAAAUAUUUUAUCCAAUAGCAGUUCCUCAACCAUCGCACAUUCACAACGUUCCAUUUCCUGUUUAUAUCAGGUAUCCCCCUGAGAUAAGAAGAGUUCCCUAUGCUGUACCUUCUCCUCCAAAGCCAUAUCCAGUACCUGUGCCUUCGCCACCGCAUUUGGUGAUUCAUCGAGUUCCAUAUCCUGUAAUGUUUCCCCAGAAAGUUCCCUACCCGAUUCCAGUUGUUGUACAACAUCACCACAUCCACGACGAGGUGGCCAUUGGGAGAGAGGCCAUAAGUAAUGGCCAGUGCUUGGUGAACCUUUGCCUCAAUGGAGGAACAUGCUCUGCUUAUAUGAGCACUUACCGGUGCCACUGUCCAAGUGGAUUUCAAGGAAAACACUGUGAAGAGCAAAACAUGUGUAAGCCUAAUCCUUGCAAAAACUUUGGAGUUUGUUCGCAAGUUGAGCAUGACUACGAAUGUACGUGCAGUAGAGGCUUUAUUGGAAAGAACUGCGACAAACCAGACCCUUGUGUCCCUUCUCCUUGUCAAAAUGGAGCCACUUGUUCAUCUGAUGGGUCAUCGUACUCAUGUACGUGUAAAAUGGGUUGGAUGGGACUGAAUUGCCAAGUUGAGUCUAAAUGCCUUCCAAUAAACCCGUGCCAAAAUGGUGGAACGUGUACUGAGGCUCAUGGAGCGUACCAGUGUGACUGCUCCCCUGGCUGGAGUGGAUUAAGCUGUGAAGUUUCCGCUCCUGAAACUCUCCACCCAACAGUUCUCUGUGAUAACUGCCACACGUCGGAUCACUUUCUGGAGGAAAGAAAUAAACUACGUCAUAAACUGUCCAGCGUUAAGAAAUGGAAAGUUGCAAAGGGAUAACCAAAAGUUUCAGAACAGGAUCCUGUGACAUUGAAGAUUGAUGAGAGAAGCAAGCUUCUUGCUGGUUCAAGACCGUGUAGUUUUCAUUAAAGAUGACAAUUUGCUAGAUAUGUUUCUUGCCGUUUCUAACGCGACCACAGCUUACUAAGAGGGCUAGCUUUAAAAUCGAUUUAGAAAUAACAUUAUGUUUUUUUGGAACUUUAGGAAAACAUUAGGCGUUUCUAAAUCUCGCGUAAUCAGCUGUAAUGAAUGGUCGUCUGAAGAACGGUAUUUUACAUGUAUUCAUCUAGUAAUCUACCAAUCAGAAGCCUUCUGUUAUGUAAAUAUAUAAAAUGCAUCACAAGUAUGUUUCUUCAUAUUAUUAUAUCUCUCAGUUAGUACGGGCGCUGUGAUUGGUCAAUUUAGCAGGCCGUAUUCUCCUGUACGGCCCGCUUAAGAUUGUUUUUUAUUUGCCAAACUGUUGCUUGAUUUUAUCGUCAAGUGUUCUUAACUUUUAUAGCAAGUAAAAGUUUAAAACUUUCUUUUACUGUAAAUUGUUUAUUAAAGUGUGCUUACGACUUAGAAACGAUUUCAAUUUGGCUCGUUUUGCUUUCGAGGCACGUCGUGUGAAUAGAAAUCGUUCCCGAACCCCGCAGGUUCACAGUAGAGAUACAAUAAAUAUCUUACUGACCUCGUCUUCUCGGUCCGUACUGUAAGCUACGGAUCCUCGUUUUUUCCCGAAUAUAAAUCGACGGGGAAAAAAACCUCGGUCCGUAACUUACAGUGCGGACCUCGAACUCGGUUAGUAAGAGGUAUACAUUUGUGAGCCUUCCCCACUCGCCUGCCUCGCUCUCUUCGCUCGCCUAAUUCUUUAUUUCGCGCUCAUCCGCUCGCUUCGCACGCCGAAUUUUUUUCGCCCUGGCCGGGAGCCUGUUCGUAGGCUAUACCGCUGUAGGAGGCAACGUAUAUACAGUUUACGUCAUAACGGUGUACGGGGUUUUAUUCAUGAGUUGUUUGUGUCAAAAACCCGAACGAGCGAGGUACGAGCGAGUGAGGGCUUUUGACACCGACAACAAUGAGUGAAUAAAACCCGGUCCAAAGCACUUUCUAUGUCAUGAGCUGUUUAUUACACAUAACAAGAUAAUAUUUCAUAAGCCCGGACAGGAUCUCUUUCACUGCCAACGACAGCAAACAUUUUUGGCUUUACAGUACAAGAGUCUUUUGGAUCAGCGCCUGUUCGUGUCUUCGUCUGUCUUUCGUUAUACUCUAGAAAUGCUGUUCCGUCCGCUCUUUCUUUAGUCUUUCGGAACUCCUUUCCUUUCAUGAUGGUCGAGGAAUAGUCUUUCUUUCUUACAUAACGAUCAAAGCUUGAAACAAAAGACCUGAACGAUGUGGGCUGUUAUUGUUCCCCGUCUUUCUUUCGAACUUGAAGUAGGAAAUUGGCGAUUAACAGGUUGAGAUAUUUUGCAUCAAUAUUUUUAAUAUCUCUCAGAUCGUUCCUUGAAACUAAAAAUUUUUUGAGCAACGAGACAUCUCUCUAUGUUUUGCUUAAUGUGUUCUUGUUUUCUUGAUGCUGUACAAACUCGUCUAGGGAGCAAACAACCGACACAAAUCCAGAGCUUUCCUCCGCCUUCGCCAUUUUCGCAGGAAAAAUUUGGAGGAAGCGCUGCUAAAAAGCCGCCAAAUCUGGAAAA
Orbicella faveolata is the source of this 4427-nucleotide messenger RNA. RefSeq lists its product as uncharacterized. Lineage: Eukaryota; Metazoa; Cnidaria; Anthozoa; Scleractinia; Merulinidae. Gene Ontology annotation, molecular function: calcium ion binding. The record is from RefSeq and is a predicted model, not a curated record.